Molecule: messenger RNA, 2151 nt
Organism: Dreissena polymorpha
Lineage: Eukaryota; Metazoa; Mollusca; Bivalvia; Myida; Dreissenidae
Exons: 2
Coding region: 1-2151 (716 amino acids)
Source: RefSeq, a predicted model, not a curated record
AUGGACCUCCAGCCUAUCACAGCAAACUAUACUGCCACAGACCCUCCACACGGGAUUCCAGCCUAUCCCAGCCAACUAUACUGCCCCAGACCAUCCACACAGACCUCUAGCCUAUCCCGGCGAACUAUACUGCCCCAGACCCUCCUCAUGGACCUCAAGCCUAUCUCAUCGAACUAUACUGCCCCAGACCAUCCACACGGACGUCCAGACUAUCCCAGCAAACUAUACUGCCCCAGAACAUCCACACGGAGCUCCAGCCUAUCCCAGCAAAUUAUACUGCCCAGACCAUCCACAUGGACCUCCAGCCUUUCCCAGCAAACUAUACUGCCCCAGGCCAUCCACACGGAACUCCAGCCUAUCCCAGCGAACUAUACUGCCCCAGACAAUCCACACGAAACUCCAACCUAUCCCAGCGAACUAUACUGCUCCAGACCAUCCACACGGAAUUCUAGCCUAUCCCAGCAAACUAUACUGCCAAGACCAUCCACAAGGAACUCCAGUCUAUCCCAGCGAACUAUACUUCCACAGACCAUCCACAUGGACCCCCAGCCUAUCCCAGCAAACUAUAUUGCCCCAGACCAUCCACACGGACCUCCAGCCUAUCACAGCGAACUAUACUGCAACAGACCCUCCACAUGGACCUCUAGCCUAUCACAGCGAACUAUACUUCCCCAGACCAUCGACACGGACCUCCAAUCUAUACCAGCGAACUAUACUGCCCCAGACACUCCACACGGAACUCCGGCCUAUCCCAGUGAACUAUAUUGUCCCAGACCAUCCACAUGGACCUCAAGCCUAUCCCAGCAAACUACACUGCCCCUGACCAUACACAAGAAACUCGUGCCUAUCCCAGCGAACAAUACUACCCCAGACCCUCCACACGGAACUCCAGCCUAUCCCAGAAAACUAAACUGCCCCAAACCAUCGACACGGAUCUCCAGUCUAUCCAAGCGAAUUAUACUGCUACAGACCCUCCACAUGGACCCACAGCCUAUCACAGCGAACUAUUCUUCCCCAGACUAUCUACACGGACCUCCAAUCUAUACCAGCGAACUAUACUGCCCCAGACCCUCCACACGGACAUCCAGCCUAUUCAAGCGAACAAUACUGCCACAGACCCACCACACGGCCCUCCAGCCUAUCCCAGCGAACUAUACUGUCCCACAUCCUCAACACGGAACUCCAGCCCAUCCCAGCCAACAAUACUGCCCCAGGCCCUCCACACGGAAUUCAAGCCUAUCCCAGCGAACUGUACUGCCCCAGAUCAUCCGCACGAAACUCCAGCAUAUCCCAGCGAACUGUACUGCCCCUUACCAUCCACAUGGACCUCCAGCCUAUAACAGCAAACUAUACUGCCCCAGACCAUCCACAUGGACCUCUAGCCUAUCUCAGCGAACUAUUCUGCCUCAGACUCUCCACACGGACAUCCAGCCUAUUCAAGCGAACUAUACUGCCCCAGACCAGCCACACGUAGAUCCAGCCUAUCCCAGCAAACUUUACUGCCCCAGAUCAUCCACAUGGACCUCCAGCCUAUCACAGCAAACUAUACUGCCACAGACCCUCCACACGGGAUUCCAGCCUAUCCCAGCCAACUAUACUGCCCUAGACCAUCCACACAGACCUCUAGCCUAUCCCGGCGAACUAUACUGCCCCAGACCCUCCUCACGGACCUCAAGCCUAUCUCAUCGAACUAUACUGCCCCAGACCAUCCACACGGACACCAUCCACAUGGACCUCCAGCCUAUCCCAGCAAACUAUACUGCACCAGACCAUCCACACGGAACUCCAGCCUAUCCCAGCGAACUAUACUGCCCCAGCCAAUCCACACGGAAGUCCAGCCUAUCCCAGCUAACUAUACUGCUCCAGACUAUUCACACGCAAUUCCAGCCUAUCCCAGCAAACUAUACUGCCCAGACCAUCCACAAGGAACUCCAGUCUAUCCCAGCGAACUAUACUUCCACAGACCAUCCACAUGAAUCCCCAGCCUAUCCCAGCAAACUAUAUUGCCCCAGACCAUCCACACGGACCUCCAGCCUAUCACAGCGAAUUAUUCUGCCCCAGACCCUCCCCACGGACCUUCAGCCUAUACCAGCGAACUAUACCGCCCUAGACCAUCCACAUGGACCUCCAACCUAUCCCAGCAAACUAUAA